Messenger RNA from Xyrichtys novacula (pearly razorfish), 44132 nucleotides. Lineage: Eukaryota; Metazoa; Chordata; Actinopteri; Labriformes; Labridae. The record is from the annotation of a GenBank genome assembly.
UCCAACCCGGGAUCUGAAGUGACAACAUCCCGUGCUCGGAGUUCACAGACGCGUUUUACUUUCUCUGUUGUGGAUAUACUCAGGGAUGAACUGAAAGUGUUUUUUUUAUCUGACGAGGAGGGAGACACUAUAUCGGAUCUAUGAAAAAACCCACGUGGAUUUGUAUAACCAUUUUAAACCAGAAGGAAUGCAUAUUUUCUUUGUGAAACUAACUUUCUUGUUGUCGCUAAUAGCACUAACACGAGGUGAGUGACUGGGAUAUACUCAUAUAAAAGUUUUUGAACUUUGUUGGGUGAAAAAAACUUUAGUAAUUUAGCAGUUUACUCCUUUAAAUUGGGAGAUUAGUUUAAAAUAAACUUGUUGCAUCACUGGUUUGUGAACUGAGGAGCUAGAACUCAGGUAUAUCAUAAUUUCUCCAACUUUUUGGAGUGAACCUGCAAGUUUUUAAAGUUGGUUGCACAUUUAAAGUGAAGUUAAAUAAUUCAUGAAACCUGUUAGAUUAUCACAAAUGUGCAUUUUUGCGCCUUUCUUGUUUCGUGCCUGUAUCAGUAUAUGCUUUGCGCGGACACGUUACGCACUUGACCAGCAAGCGCACAACUUUCUCUCACCGGUGUGUAAACGCAUGCCUUCUGCAGAUUUUAUUCAGAGCCGUGGUUUCUUAUAUUUUUUUAUGAUAUAGCAAAGGAGUGUUACUCCCCAAAUGGCACAUUCUUUAUGGGCCAGCUGCAGACAGGAGCAUGCAACUGCCAAACUUGUGUCAAGUGUCUAUUCAGCCACAAAAAACCUGCACUCUCAGGUGGCAUAAGUCACACUUAGUCCUCAAAUAUAUGUGCUCUUGAUUGAUCAUGCCCCUAAAGGUAAAACUGAGAUUUUUGCUUGUUUUACUGUAGGAGAUGGCAGACAAAAGUACCAAUGUGUUCCAGGUUUGCUUGAAAGUUUUGAUAAAAGCUGCAGGUGUAUUAAAACUUUCCUCUCUCAGGUCUAAGAUGCUCCAUGCCCACGGAGUCGUGUUUGAACCAGGGGAAGUGUGAGGCCACUCCGGAGGGAAACGGAGAGUGCAAGUAAGUCUUCUUUUUAUUUUGGUUAAAUAAAUCUGUUCACUCUUUAGCUGUUGUAUUGUGAGAAAUACUUGUGGAAAAGUUUGAAAUGUGUGAAUGUGGAGUUUGACAUGACUCAGAUGUUUGGUUGACAUGUGAGGGGCGAGCACUCACACCAGUGUUGCUAUUUCUGGGAGGCAAAUGGUCAGGGAGCUGAGACAGGAAUGAGUGGACAUUGAUGAGGACAGGGGUCACUAUUGCGAGUGUGUGUGUGUGUGUGUGUGUGUGUGUGUGUGUGUGUGUGUGUGUGUGUGGUGCCACCACACUCUUCCCUCUGCAGCCAAACUCUCGCAGCCCUAAAUCUUGCUUUUCUUUUCUUUCACGGAGCGACAGCUGGGGUUGCCAGAAGCUCGGCGACCAUUGUUCUCCUCUGCGAUUAAUUCUGUGUGACUAAUCUGGGUGAGGCUUCCCAGAGAGACCCUCAGACUCUGUCCUUCUAGCACCCCCUACUCCAAAACCCCUCCUCUCUCCUGGGAUUUUGUCCCCUCCUCAAUGGCUCUCAGUACUCUCUCUCUCUCUCUCUCUCUCUCUCUCUCUCUCUCUCUCUUCCUCACAACUCUCUCAUUCCCGUAGACAGAUGGCAGAGGGUAGAAGUUUUUAAACCCACUGAAAAACACAAACAAGUCUGCAUUUUGUCUUGUGUUGGGAUGUUUUCUGUCCACAUGUAAACCAAUAAGCUCCAGCUCUGCCCAGAACUGGUUUUUCACUACAAAAGCCCACUUUCGCUUGGCUCUAUUUCCAUCCUGGCAUGAGCAGCACCAGCCAGUGUCAUCUUACCGUCACACAAUUCGGUGACCGGGUAAGCGAUCAGGCUGACUGGGUCACAGCUUCAAGACUGCACGACCCGGGAAGCCAUCUUGGCCCCCCGCCACAUCUUAAUUUGGUCUGGUUUUGUUGUUCACCCCUCAAUUACACACUCACCCCCCCCUCCCAUCACCUUCCCCACCUCCUCAUUGGGCCACAAAGCCAUCAUUGUGCCCCUGCACUGUCCUCCUCCUCAGACUUCUCCAAUUAAACAAGGAGAUGGACGAGCUCACAGUUUUCAAAAGGUUUGAGCGGGCACACAGGGUUUGGUUUGUGGCAUUGUGUUUGUGUGUGUCUGUGUUUUUUAAGCAUUGCUCUGUCAUUGUGUUUGUCAUCGUUGUACCACAGGAGGGCUGGUUACUCCUGGGAAAAGUCUCAACUGGGGCAUCACAUCUUGAUUUUACUUCAUUGCAAAAUCUAAGCAGAUAAUCAGACUGCUGUGAUAGUUGAGGUGCAAUUCUAAGGCAAAUAGUACUGAUCAAAAGCGUUAAUUUUGGUGUUUGAACUCUGCAAAUGCUGCAAGAGUUAUCAAUAUAUUUAUAUGAGGAGAACAUUUGUGGGUUAUGGGCUUUGAUUUGAAUGGAAAAAGACAUUUGAAACCUUCACUUUGGCUCUGAAGUCUUCUGCUUUUGGCCUUUUUAGACAAGAACAUUGAGAGGGCACUUUAGAGUAUCACUAUGAGAGCAGGAAUUUUUCAUUUGAAAGUUACAUAAACUUUUAAUAUAGGUUCCUCUGGUGUGUGAGGUUUAUUUUUUUGCUACACCACUCGAAACAAAUCAAAGAAAUUCAAUAAGCUAAACUUUUGUGCAACUUACAAUUGGCGUAAACAAUCAGUUUACGCCAAGAAUUUGCCACAUCAGUGCCUCGGAUCAUGAGAGAGUCUUUAGUUAGAUUUUGACUAUUAGAAAGUCUGAAAAAAUAUUUUAUAUUUUUGAUAAUAACCUUUUAGUUUAUUACUUUUUCACAUGAUCAAACAUGGCAUUUACAACAGCAGCUUAAUACAUUGACAUAGACAUAUUAUGAACAGAGCGAAGAAAAGGAAAGUUUAGCAGAAGAAUACUUUGCGAGAUGACGGCCAGGUGCAUAAAAAGUGAUAAGACUUACGCUAUAUUGUAUAUUUAUUGAGUAUGCCGCGCCUGUGUCUAUUUGUUCUGUUCAUAAGAGGUGGUGAGUAGGGAUACAUGGCCGACACCGAAGAUGGUACAAAUCCAAGUGCAUCAGUAGGCUGUUGAAGUAGUUGUUGCUGUAUUUCUCAGUGCAACACCUGAGUUUUCACCAGCAGCAAUGCUUUUCAUUCCUGCUGCUCAGACACUCUUGGUGCUGUUCAGGAAGACUGUUUAAGAAGUUUAACUUUGCCCCUUCUCUUUGCAUCAUCUUUGCUCUUGAGAAGAGUACAUCUAUUUGCUGUCUGUUUCCAGUUAAGUUCAAAAUACUCCCAUACAGCCGAAACCCUGCUGUACAGCUGUUAAAGGUUGUUGUUGGCGCACAUAAGCUGUCAUUAUGGGUGCAAAAUUAGAGCACCAUAUAUCAUUGAAAAGUUUGGAGGCUGCAGAUGCUGAUAAUUAACUUUUGUAGCUUUUAUAAGUUCAGUACAUGAAUAAAAAAAAAAGUUAUCAGCUUUAAGGAGUCACUCCCAUCGUUGGUCAACUUUGCCAUCAGAGUCCAGCAUUUUUAGCAGCAACUUUGCAUUUGAUCAUCCUUCGCUUAAGAACCAGGUCCUUCAAGAUCACCCCUUCAAUUUUCCCUUAUUUUUUACUAUCUUAGGUCCAAGUCUAGAAGAUGAAACUCCAAGUAUCACCUGUAACCAGGAGUGAAGUUCAUUUAAAGUGGUUCCUUUACUUUAAUUUCAGUUUCCUGAAUCAGUGUUCGAACAGAAAAGAGGGUAAGACAUUCAGGGGUAGUCUCGUAAGAUGACCCUGAGCUUCAGCUUCAGAAAAAUGAUUCAAGUUAGCUGCAUUGGCUGCUUCAGUUUUACCUAGUCUGACUGAGAUGCCUACUUGACAUGCCAUACCAUAAAUACCAUCUCCUCCUCAUAUCUGGCCCUGUGAGCUCCUGACUGAAGUUUAUCUCCAAAGAGCAGCGCUGAGGAGGCCUCUCAUUUGCUGCUGAAGCUUGGCAGCGGCAGACAGCAGUGACAGAGCCGAGCCAAUCCAGACCAGGAAACAUAACUCCCAGAUUCCAGUGGCACAACAAUGACCAGAAUCAGAGCAGAGACUCUCCCUCUCAGCCCGGAGAGAUGAGAGACGUCAGGCUGGCAAGGAAGGACGCUGCAGAGAGAUCACAUACCUUCAUAAUCUGUCAGUCAGGGUGUUGAAAAGAUGAGAUAGAUUUCUGACAGGCUGUUGAAUGCUGGGAGUCGUAUGUAGAUGCAGUUUUUGGACUUCAGUUUGAAUGGUGGAUAAUGGGUUUGCUAGAAGCACUUGUGAACAAAUCACAGAGAUUUCUCUAAUGCUGUCAUAAAGUUAAACUUAGUUUCGCAGGAUUUGUUUGAUUCAAAGACUCCAGGGUCUCAGUGAACUAUAUGAUAUGUUUAUUUUAAUCUCGGAGAUUAUUUUUAGUCUGCUUUCUUUUAAAGACAGCUAAAAAGCCACAAGGCAGACAUGCAUCAAAGAGUGGAGAUCAGAAGUGACCAAGCAGAGGCAUCACUCUGGCCUGGUGGUUAAAUGGCACGCCUCACUUACCAGGCUUAGCUCCUUGAAGUGGGCAGCUUGUGUCCAAUACCAACCUGCAGCUCUUUGCCACAAGUUAUUCCACAUGCUCUCGCCCAGUUUCUUACUCUUUCCACUAUCGCACCCUCUCAAUAGAAAAGAAACAGAAAAUUUAAUUCAGCCCACUACCUAGUCUUAAGUUGAGAUGAAAACCCAAAAAACAGUCAGAAAUGUUAAGAAUUUACAUUUAACACCGAGUUCAGGCUGGAUUUGAGGUCAUAGACGGGCUGCCUGAUAACUAGCAACAAGCUUCAUACUGAAGGUUUCCGCUCAGUAAUGAUCUAAUCAGUUAAUUUAUUGAUUAGACUGGGAAGUUUUAAAGGUACGAAGGUCCUUUACUCAUGGGCAGACUCAUAACUGUCACAGGUUGGAUUCUUCUACUUGUCACCUAUAACUCUUUCAGCGAGUGAUCAUUUUGUAGCAAAUUGCUCACCACAUGAAUGUAUGAUGUAUUUAUAUUUGCUGAGCUGGUAGCCUGAAUGAUUUGAUGCAGUUUCAGUGUGGAUGACAAUAUAUUCCAUCCUUCAACUGUUAAUCAGGAUUUUCUGAUUUCCUGCCCCUUUAUUUCUCCUGCUGAGUCUUUUAAUCCUUGGUUAGUAUGUGCAGCUACUUCUACAGUAUCCAUCCACUUCAAUGAAAGUGAGCCCUUGUCUCUCUAGUUCUGGGGAUUCCUUAAUGGCACCUCUGUUCGCUGGGGUCAGAUGAGUCUAUCUUAACCCCCCCCACACACACACACAAACACACACACACACACACACCCCACAUCUCCAUUCAGAGUCAGGAAACAGCCUCAGAGUGGCCUGAGGGAAGAAAAGGUGCCGUAUCUGAUCAUAUCAUCACACAACUAGAAACACACAGCGCGGGGCUUUUAUAUGGCCGCUGCUGCCGGUGUCGGGUUCCCUUUGGCGAGAGUCCGGUUGGUGAGAGGGCUGAUUGUCAGAGCGUCCUGUCUGAAUGAAGUGACUCGGUGGUGGGGAACCUCAGCGUUGAGGAUUAGUGAUAUUUGAGCCUCUCUGGUUGGCAUAUGCCAAGAUAAAUCACCUAAACUUUGAUCACUGACAGGUCUGAAAGUCAGCCUGUGUGUGUGUGUGUGCGUGCGUACGUGCCUGCGUGUGUGUGUGUGGGACAAAGAAACUGGGCAUGCUGCAAACCACACUUCCUCUUUUUCUCUCCUUCUUUCAGCCAGACCACCUGUCCCGUCUGUGGGAUAGCAGAACAACCAAGAGAGUCGUGCACUCACCCAUACAGCAGCAUGCCUCAUAAUACCCAUGAUUACAUGCGGUUUUGCCCAUUCAGCUCAGAUUGAGUUUGUCUGCCAGGUGUGCUCUUGUUUUCAGUUACUCUUACUGUCUGAUACACGCUUACUCACUCACUCUGGAUAUUUAGGAGAAUGAAGUGUGAUGCCUUUGUAGUGAAACAGAGUGGUUUGAGCAGGUUAGCAUCCAUGUGCAGAUUGUAAGACUGAUACCAAUGAACUCAAGCUGAAACACGCAAUAACAAAGAUGAUGCACAUAUGGACCUCUAAAAAGGCCUUAAACUGAGCAUGCAGGUACUGACUUUAGGUGGUGCAGCAGGGUUGGUCAUGCAGUCGUUCAGCUAACUUGAGCACUAGAUGUACAACAUUUUAAGUCUACUAAUUCAGGCCUGCUAACAGCCUCACACUGGUCUUGAUUUAUGGGGGGCACUUGUUCAGGAAGCACUGAUGGGACAUUCAACCCCUGGCUCGUACCUUGAAGUCACCGCGUACAGUAACAACCCCAGUGUCCGGUUGCACUGUCAGCUACACCUUCACACACCCGUAAAAGCCUUUAAGUAGUUCCCAGGGUCGUAAAGUAGGCAGUAGCAGAAGUCAUUAGGGUGGCUAUGAGUCUCAGGACACACACACAAACAUAUACACACUAGUUGUUGGUCCCAGGGGCGCAGGCUCUUUCCCAUGGGCCGUGUCCCUAAUACUCCCAAAUAAACAGGGUCUCUAAUGAAGGUUGCCAGAUGUGGGCUGGCCUGGUCAGUCCUCCUGUACGAUUAGAGAGGAAGGAAAGGAGGGAUGUAAGGAGAGAGAGAAGGGGCAGCGUUUCCCCUGUAAUUUCUGCAGCCUGCGGGAUUUUGGUGGUAACUUUGGUUUCAGUUCCACAACAAACAACAGCCCUGUUUUCUGUGCCAGAUUUGGUUUCAGCUGGAGAGCUAUUUUUAUUCCAGUAAACGUGAUUUGUGUGAUUGAAGCUGAAUUUAAGCGCUCAUUUUGUAGUGUUUAGUUUCUCUACCAGUGGUGGCAUGGUUGUCACUGUGGUGAGCCAUGUUGUGCUGCUGGGAAAACAGAUGAGAGAAAGAAAAGAAGAGAAAAAGAGAGAGAAAGAGAGGGAGGGAGGGAAGUGUGGAGGGAAGGAGAGCAGAGAGGCCCCCCCUUGGGCAACGCUUUUAAAACAGAUCAGACAAGACUAAAGGGGACUUAGCCCAGGCACAGAACCAAACAGCCAGGAAAUGAGACGGGGCGGUGGGGGUUCAAAUAUACUCCUGACUCCUGGUUAAAACAUACAUGAAGGACUCACCUGAGAGACUGAGAGAGAAGUGAAAAAUUAACAGUCUAACAACUCUGUUUAUUACAGAUUGUGUCAGAGUACUGGGGACUCGCCCACAGCACAAAAAGUGAAAAAAGGGGCUGCUAAAACAGCUGUGGCUAAAAGUCUGUUAGUUUUUACUGACUCCUUUGAAGCAGUUACAUUUUCAUUACCAAUUAAAUACUGAUGGGGCUACUGUAGGUCUCAUUGGCUUUCAUAGCUGAAUUCUGACACUUUCACAGCAAAAAAAUAAAAACAAAAAUUGCCAUGCUUUACAUUACAAGUGAUAGUUUGUUCCAGCUCUACCUCCUGACUAACAAACUGUUUUUCUCUGCAAAAAAAGUCAUUGAUGAUUUGACAACUUUUAUUUUUAUGCAUGUAGAAGACAAAUAACUGGGUUUUGAGGCAGAUAUAUGGUAUCCUUAUCUGAUCAAAACUGCAUUAUUUUAUAUUGAUCUAAUGUUUCUUUUUAUUUUUCUCUGAAAACAAGCCCAGGAAUAAAUGAAUCAUUACUCAAAUGAAGUUGAGCUGCAGGUUUUGGUUGUGCAGCAGCACUGGUGUUGUUAUAAGAGCCUGGUGAGACUACGACUGGUGUCUGAAUAGUUCAUUGUGUUUCUGUAGUCAAAGAAUUUCCUAUGUAGAGAAGAGAGAGUGGUGAAUAAGUGUGUAAUUUUUAACACAGUGGUGAGUGUUAAGACUUAAGGGUCCCUGACCUUGGCAACCACUUUUGGGACUGCGGUGCUGUACGAACCAUAAAAUAAUUUCCCAACUUUGAAAAAAGUUUUAAUAAACUCAACUUACCUCAACCUGAUACUAAGGGAAUUUCUGUUUUUAAACAGCUCCAGCACACAAGUGUCAAAGGUCAUGAGUCAACCGUCUGUAAUGUGUUAAAUCUGUUAUUAUUUGAUCCUAAUUGUCCUCUGAUCAAAGCUACUCUGAGCAGUUCUUUUUUUAUGUUUAUUAAAUAGACUGAAGUUCAAAUUGUUGCCUUCUCAUGAUUUCCAAAAGGAAACAAGUCAAUCGGGGACAAGACUGACAAUUUUGAUAUUGUCAUUUUUAAUGCCUAAAACUGGUACAAGGGUUUGGUGUCAGCCGAGCAAUUAAAGAAUCAUUUGUGUUUUUACAGUUUCACAAAAAAUACAUUUGACCAUCAAAAGUCAGCAGGAUGAGAUUUUUUUAUCAAUAGACAUAACUUAGGCAUGCAGAGGACAAGAUAAGCAAAGACUACCUUGUCCAAGGGAGGCGCCAAAGUUGACACAAACUAAAAGUCCCUCAUAGGAGCUUUAAGUCCAGUAGCUGUUUGUGUAAAAUGUGAUCCAAAAAACUGAGCCACACCCCAAACCAAAGCUUUUCAGUGCUUUUAAGGCCCUAACCAACAGCCUCGUCUCUGGGGUUAUCUUUUUUUAUUUUUUGCUGUAAUCAAUAGAAGGUUGGGUAAACAAAGAGUCACUCUACAAUAAUCUUAAUUAUUAUGCCAUUUACAGGACUGGAGCCCAACUCUGAUCCUGUCUCUCACAGAGCUUUACAAGGCUCAGUAAUUGAAUAAAUGCACAACCUAAUUCUCUAAGCUCCUUUAAAUACAAUCCAGGUUUGGCGCCUGUGCAGCUGCCAAAACUUGUGUACUCAUUCUAGGUUUGUAUUUGUAUACAGUGCACAUGUGCGGCCUAUAUAUGACGUCCAAAGCCUCUGUCCCCAUCUGUGUGCGACCUCAGAAUCAAGGCAGAUGGCAGAUUGGCCCGACAGUGAGGAAAACCCCUUUAGAGCGACGCCUGGCCGAGGGUCAGAUGUCACCACAACAUCUGCUGCAGGCUCGAGCCGCCGCCCGGCCCUGUCAUGCAUCCCAUCAGUGUCGCAGAACUGUUGCCACGGGCUACAGCGGCAGCAAUAGAAGGAGAGACGAUCUCAGAAGUGAGCGAGGGGGAGAACAAUGAGAGCUACGGGGCAGGGAUGACAGAGGAGAUAAUAACAGUAUCAACCUUACAGAGGAGAUAACUCCACUGCUGUCCUGCAGUUAUACGAUACCUCCGAACACCUGAUAUUUGCACAGCUUCUGAUUUGUGCCCUUCUUUUCAUGCCUUCUUUAUUUACCUUUCCAGCUGCCCAGUUUACCUGCUGCUGUUGAGAUUGUCCCGCUCGCAGGAUUGCAUAUUCCUCUUGUUGGAGCAGCUGCUUUGCUCUGUUUGUUUUCAAUGCUCCAUAAAAGAAACGUUGAAUAUCUUACCUCUUGUUUUCUUACACCUUUGUGCUCUUCAGUCAGGCUGUUAAGUUGUUGCCUCCUAAAGCUGUUUUGUGCGUUCGGAGGAUGUAUUUGUCAUGCUCCUGCCAAGUUAAAGAGCAAACUGUUACCAGUCUUUGCCUAGCGUGUGCGACAGUUGACUUACUGCUUGCACCUCAGCUGGAGCGUGUUUGGAUAGUGUGUCCACGUGCACCAAGGUAAGGGUGCAGGGGCUCCUUCUGUUUGUCUUUCAGGCAUCAGUGUGAGACGCUGGGAGGUAUUACGGGGGCAGAUGCCCACUUUCUAAGCUGGUGUAAGUUUUUUUCAAAGAAGCGUGAAGUUAAGGCUGCUGGUGAGCUCUGGGUGAAGAAUCAGGACAGGAGACUCUUCGGAGUAAACACCAAAAUUCCUGCUCUUUUUCUCCUUUCUGUCUUUCCCCCCUCAAAAAACCCAACCAAACCAGUUCCAGUUUCCUUUCUCUUGGACUUCUUUGUUCGCCCCCUUGCUUGUGUGUGUGUUUUGGAUUUUAAGCCCCUCUUUCAAACAUGGCAGACCACAAAAAAGCAGCAAAGCAGGAAGAAAGUUUCUCUUUAGUUGAGACUCAUAAAUCUUAACGUGGUAGUGGAGAAGUCAAAGGAGGGUUUGCAUGAGAUGAGUAGGUGGGUGCCGGCGACCAUACAUAUGGCUAUAAACGCAGGAAGUGCAUUUAAAAGAAGAGGAAGAAGAAAGGCAAAAAAACAGAGAUGAGCGGUGUGUAAUGAAAGAAGAUUCAGAGGAAGAUUCCCUUUAGUCAGAGGAGGAGAAAGAGGAGGGAAGGAGAGGAAAGAGGAGGUGUAGUAGAGAUGAAUACGCCCAGCCUGCGGUCAGCUCUGAAUGGGGGGGAAAAACAAUGAGCCCACUCAUCCUUCGCUCGCUCUCCUUCUCUUUUCUCACUCCUCGUCUCUCUGCUAAGUAAGAGAGGGGGAGGGAGGGAGGGAGGGAGAGCGUCAUUCAGAUGCCGACACUGUAAAAAAUUGUUCAACAGGUUCUUGUUCGUGGUUUUAUCUAAAGAAAAAGAUCCUUCUUUUCUGGAAACAUAUUAACAUUUGAAAUCAUGCUUGCACUUUUUUAAUGGGUUAUAUUUUGAUUUUCUUUAUUGAUAACUCCUUGCAGUUCCCUUGUUUGUAUCCCUCUUUUCUCCCUCAGAGAUUACAUCUCUCAAAAUGACAAUAAAGACUUAUAUUAGGGGUAAAACGCCUUUUUAUUAAAGUACUGCUCCUGUUCCUGUGGAGGUUCCUUGUCGGUAGUAGGAUGGGGUGCCACAGAGAAGAAGGAGGCAGAGUGGUGGGAUCAGGGAUGUGGGAGAAUUGGGGGAGGUGUGUAUUUGUGUGUGUGUGUGUAUGUGUGUGUGUGUGUGUGUGUGAGGGGAGGGUGAAUGGCCGGGGCAGCAGCUGCCGUCUGCUCAUUAACAUGCGCACCUGCUCCCUGCGGCCUUUUUCCAGCGAGUUCGUGUGGCGCCUCACGACCUCAGCACCCGCCACCACUGGGACUUUAACUGGACUGGUCUUCUAGUGGCUUCUCACCACUGAGCUCCAACCUACCCCCUCUUCUGUACACCCACUUACACACCACUGUCCUGAAAGAGAUGUGAUACAUAGAAAGAAACUAGGAGGAGGAUUCCAGCUAAUUGGCUCUGUCUAUUUGCUGGUGCAGUUCGUGAUCAAUCACAAACAAACCACUUCUGGCCAAACAAACUUUUACUUUUGUUUGCGAUCACUUGAAAGUGAUUGUGUCAAAACCUAUCAUACCCUUUAACUGGAGUGGAUGUACUAUAUGUCGCUGCACUUCUUCAUGUCUGAAUGAACAAUCUAGAGAAAGGAGUGUCAUGUUGCAGAUUCUCCUCUAAGCAGUGUUUUAUUUCAAAACUGUCCGUAACUUUCACCUGAGAUUAUUCUCCUGCAUGUUUCUGCGUUGAUAUCCAGCCGCUGGCACCACUGCCUGUCUGAGCUUAAUGCUACAAUGAUCCCAGUCGAAAUGACACCCUCUCUACGUGGUGACAUGCCACCACUCACUGCUGCUGUUUGUGCAGCAGGCAGCCUAGCAUGUGAUGUUUUCUUUUCCUUACCACAGUCCUAAGGCCACCUAAUCCCCUGAGAGGGAGACCCUGUCUAAACACACGCCUGUCCCCACUGAGGGGCCAUGGCUCGGUCCCCAUUUACACACACAGGCGCACACUCAGAAACACACACAGGACCCCCUGGGAAUGUUUGGGGACAUGGUCCUGCCAGCCCCUCAGGGCGCACAGACUCGCUGGCUCUGUUCAGGUAUUUGAGAGUGACGGCGGAUUUUAAUUCGCUGGGACGUCCGCUUUGAUGUCUGCAGGAUGUUUUCUGCAGUGUGUUGUUUCUGCGUCAGAGUACAAACAAACAAAACUCAAAGACAGCUGUUGUUUGUGGAAUCUGCACUGGGAAAAAAGAAAGUCUUUGACUUUUGGGCAUAUUGCAGGUGUAUUUUUUCUCUGCUAUCUUUCAUGUUUUUCACUCAGGUUGUACCUCAGUGUCCUCUGUUUCAUCCUCUUCCCAUCUCUUGUCCAAUGCUGGAGCAAAUCCUCUCCGAGGAGGAAAGAAUAAGGAGCAUUGAGGUGAUUGCACACUGCUUUGAAGUGUCCAUAAAUGUUGGCAUGCAGCUCAAACACUGUGGCAUAGAUGCGUCCUUGUCUUCAGGAUGAAUGAGUGCUGACAAAAGGCUCCGAGUGAGCACAUUUCAGCUCUGAGAGCUGCUGAAGGCCGCUGUGAUGGCGCCUUUUCUUGUGUCCUGACUCCUGGAAAGGACGGAUUAGGACGAAGAAUUCCAAAUACCGCAAAUUUUCUUUUUUGUUCUUGUCUCAGGGGCUAUUGAGUGGAUGCUUUGUUUCUGUAAUGACCAGGCCUCAUCGGCCACCCAGUGUUGUUGACAACGGUAUUGAAUCUCUGAAGGUGAUGAAUAUGGGAAUGUGGCAGUAGGGGGGUCUAACGUGGAGGAAUGUUUUCAGUGUCAAAAAGAGCUCCGACUGUUAUGAUCUAUGCUUGAAAUAAUUUUAUACGGAUACUCACUGAAUGAGAACUUAAUCUAGAAAUCUUGCUAAUCUAGUGGAGAGUUAUUAAACACAUGAUUCGGUUUGUUCAACAUCUAACAUUUUAGAGUUAUGAAGAAUGAGUGAUAAACAAAAAGGUCAUUGUUUGAUUGUUUGAACCAUAAAAAUUGUCAAAAAUAAACAGAUCAAGCUUUAGUUACAGUAGUUAUUAUUUCAGUUUUAUUAAACCAAUAAAAUAUUAAGAAAUGAUAGAAAAACAUCCCAGAACUGAAGGAACAUAGUCAAAUAACAGUGUGGAAGGUACAGAAAAUGACAUUCGUGAACACCACACCAAAAAUAGUCCCUUAUUUGAAGAGAGGCUGAAACAUGGAGUGGUUGUACUUUUUAGUUAUAGGCCGAUUAUUUUUGACUCUAGUCCCACAGCUGCAGAGUUUCACAUGUAGAUUUGCACGUAAAUGUUACAGCUGAAUGUAAACGUACGAGGUCCUGUGCGUAGUCUUCCUGCAUGCUCUUCCUGUGUGUGUUUGUGUGUGUGUGUGUGUGUGUGUGUGUGUGUGUGUGUGUGUGUGUGUGUGUGUGUGUGUGUGUGUGUGUGUGUGUGUGUGUGUGUGUGUGUGUGUGUGUGUGAAGGACUGCACACUGACUGUGGAGGUAUGAGCUUAUGCAUGCUCUCAGUGUGUGUGUGUGUGUGUGUGUGUGUGUGUGUGGCCUCUUUGUUGAGACAUUCGUAUCCUCAGGGGACACCCUCCAAGUCCCCUCAUUGUAAUAUGUGAAUCUGCGGCAGCUCUCUCACUCUCUCGCUCUCUCGCUCUCUUGCUCUCUCUGGGAACUUGUCCACUGGGGUCUGAGUGGUGUUUAUGACAGACACAACCUGUGAGAAACAUCAAGAGUUCAUGGUCCCCCCUCCCCUAGACGGCUCUGUUUUACAGCCUGGAACACAUUGUUCAUGGGGGGGUGAUGGUGGAGAGAUGAACGUCCUGUUAAAAGUUUCUCAUGUGUAGUAAACACAUCAGGAUGGGACCAUCUUUAACAUAAAUGGAUUGUUAGCUGGAUUUGUGCAAAGUGCUGUACAAAGGAUGACCCUUGCUAGUCUGAGAAGUCGUCUUGUGAACUCUUUAAUUCAUGCUGAGCUGAAAAAGAUUGAACUGUUUGUGAAUUCUCUUUGACCAAUCCCUGUCUUUGUGAUGCUAAUCGUUAAUGAGGGAGAUGAAUAAGGAAUGGACAUUUAUUAGUAGACCUGUAAAUCACUGAGAAAAAGGUUUUUAUGUAAGUAUUAGUGAAUUGGCUUCAUGGUGUAGUGGUAGUUUGUCUCAAUCAGCUGUAAAAUGAUGAACUACAGAAAAGUGGUGACAGAUUUUUAGAGAAAUGGACCCUUUGUCACGUCAUCUGUAAAAUACUUGAAAUAUAAAAUACGAUAAGAAAGAAAUAUAUGUGAAAAAAAAAGAGUUGAAGCUGGAGUCUGUCUAAGCCAUUUAACACCCAGUUCCCCUUUCAAAUGUUGUUGACCUCUCUCCCCAUGUUUCCUCAGGUGCCGGGAUGGAUACGUAGGAAGCAGGUGCCAGUUUCGUGACCCGUGCACCACCUCGCCGUGCAUGAAUGAUGGCACGUGUCGGGCUGUGACCAAAGGGAACACGGUGGAUUUCAACUGCACCUGCAGACUGGGCUUCACUGACCGCCGCUGCCUGACGCCGGUCAACAAUGCUUGCAUCGGCUCACCGUGUCGCAACGGAGGCACCUGUGAGCUUGAGAGUCUCACAUCGUACAAGUGUCGCUGCCCACCAGGGUGGACAGGUAAUACAAAAAGAUUUUUACUUUUGGACUAUUAUUUAUUAUUGGACUAUUUUCUGGAUCUUGUGAAGUUGUAAACCUCCUUUAAGGCUGUGAAACUCUGCUUUAAAUUUUGGUUUUGGGUUUUAUUAACAACAUAAUCAGUCAGGACUUUUCAAAUUGAGAUAUUUUUGUAGAGUUAUUCAUGCAGCGUUUGCUUCAGUAUAUUCUUUGACUUUCAGUUUGACAGCUUCUACAAAGUCUGGAGGCCUUUUGAGCUUGUCUCAGAUGGGAUUACCACCCAAGCAAAAAAAUAAAGUGGAAAACUUGACAUACUUUUGUUAGAGAAGAAAAACGUUGACUGUGUAAACGUAGGCUACUGCAGCCUGUGCAUUAUUAUUUCUCUGUGUCUGUAGGUAAACUGUGUCAACAAGCAGAUCCCUGUGCCUCGAACCCAUGUGCCAAUGGCGCCCAGUGCUCUUCUGCUGACUCCUUCUACACCUGUAAGUGCACACCCUUCUUUACUGGAAAAACCUGCAAGCAGGACAUCAACGAAUGUGACACAAACCCUCCGCCGUGCAAGAAUGGUGGCGUGUGCAUCAAUGAAGUGGGAGGGUAUCGAUGCCACUGCCCACAGGAAUACACAGGAAAGCACUGCGAGAGCCGUUAUCUACCCUGCAACCCCUCGCCAUGUCAAAACGGAGGCACCUGCAUCCAGAAGGGCGAGACCAGCUAUGAAUGCUCCUGCGUGCCAGGUAGACACCUCACACUUACAGUAUGUCAUUGUUAAAGGGCAACAUCAGAGGAAGUUCAAGCUGUUCAAGCAGGGUUCAUCUUCUGACUGAUAAAAAGGCUUUGCAAAGUAUGAAUGAGUAGCUUUGAUUCAACCUCAAUAAUUCGCCAAACCCCUCAGCAGAAGCUAAAGAAUACACCAGCAAGUAGUUCAAAGAUUUUUCUCAAAACUAGACUUUGGCUUGUUGGAGAAACAGCAAGUAGGACAGUCCAAAGUACAGGUAGCUAGGAAGCUGUUUGUUUCAUGUACCACAGUUACGAGCCAAGGAUAUAUUAGAAUAAACAUUGUGAACCACUUGUCAAGUCUUCAACCCAGCUUUAAAAGUUACUGACUUUGCUCUCAUAGUAAAACAAGAAAACGUCACAAUACCUUAAAAAAAACAAAGAAACCUCUCAAGUGAUUAUUACUGAUUGUCAGUAUCAUGUUCCCGGGCUGGCUAUAGUGCAAAACAUUAGCUCACCUUUUCGUAGUGUCGGAGUCAUCGCUGUAUGUGCAUGCUUGACCAUGUGUGUGUGGAGCCCCUGCUGUGUCAUUCGCAGUCCAGCAAUCGAGUCACUUUGUGUUUAGCAACACACACUGGGACACCAAUAUUACGCCUUUUCGGGAUGCAGCAUAGGAUUUUAACUGAUAGUUAUAAACCAUUAGCUUGGUAAAUGUUCAGAAAACAUCUUUAAAACUUUAAGAACAUCUGAGAAAAUGUUAACAAGCCCUUUGAGAAUGUCAUAUAGCAUGUUUGCUUUAGUUUUCUAAUAUCUCUGAUGGCUUAAACACCUCCAAAGACAUUUUCAGGUCUUGCACAGCUUUACACAGUUGUUCACUGACAUCAAGAAGAAACAAGACUUACUUUGAAUGAAGGUGAAGAGCUAACUUUUGUAUAAAUAAAACACAGUGGCCUUGACUUUAUUUCAAGUAUUUAACAUCAAACUCCACCAUGUUCCCAAAGUCUCCCAGGUUAUAUUUGAGAAGUCACUGCCUUCUCGUUGCUGGCUGAAAAAUGAUGUCAUUCAAGGCAGGGCUGUUCCUGCUUAUGUUGUGCCCAGUGUGUGUAGCUGUGUGUGCGUUUGUGUACGUAUCUGUGUGUGUGUGUGUCUGCUAUGGUGAGUACAGUGUGUGAACAAGGCAGAGCAGGAAGGCAUCGGGGCUUAUCGUAAGGAAAUGGUCGAAGGACAACAUCCUUUUCACAUAGCAGAGUGGAGCGGGGCUUGCUGGGACUCUGGUCCUGCCUGAAACCUCAUCACCGCCACACGCACAAACUCUGCCUUGUUUUUGUUUUUACUACUGAAAUUGUACAGCAACUUUCCAUAUACAGUAUACUGUCUUAUUCAGAUCAUAACAGGAGUGAGAUGAAAAGUUGAGGAAUAAUAAAAACAUGUUAAACACUUAGCAUGUUUGGAAAGUUGCUCUUUGGUGUUCUAUGAACCCCAAAAUGUAGCUGACAUUAUACAGUUAAAUAGUUUUUAUCAGCUGUAAAGUUUAGAGUCUUCCCAGCAGCAGAGGCAAAAAUGACUUCCACUGGUUUAGAUUUUCACUGUCAAUUACCCAACAUGCCACAUGUGCAGUCCGGCGGUUGCCUCUUGUGUAACUGAAUGGCAGAGUUGGUGUUAUUACAUGGUGAGGUUGCCACAGACCUCAAGAGGGUACAGCUGCCUCUCUGUCGGGAGGAAGAAGACAGUUGACCACAUUAACUGAACAGAAGUUUCACUCACUUUGUUCUGGAUGGGAGCGAAAUGUUUUCAAACCAGGAGAACUGAGUGACUAAAAAUCGAGGCCUUCACUUAUAGAGAUUGUACAGUGAAAAAAAUAACACAAAAUAACGGUGAAUACACCUGGGUUUGUUGUCUGUUUCAGGUUUUACAGGAAAAAACUGCAACUACAAUAUUGAUGACUGUCCGGAUCAUGAGUGUCAGAAUGGGGGGACGUGUGUCGAUGGAGUCAACACCUACAACUGCCAGUGUAAACCUGAAUUCACAGGUUUGUGUGGCUCUUUUUAAAAAGAAAACCAUUUCACCUUUUGGGAUAUAGACACACGGUCUUAAAUCGUUCUACUUCUGCAGGUCAGCUUUGCACAGAGGAUGUUGACGAGUGUCAGCUGAUGCCCAACGCCUGCCAAAAUGGCGGCACUUGCCACAACACCUAUGGCAGGUACCAGUGUGUGUGCGUGAACGGCUGGGGAGGGGACGACUGCAGUGACAACAUCGAUGACUGUGCCAGCGCCGCGUGCCACCACGGCUCCACCUGUCAUGAUCGUGUUGCGUCCUUCUUCUGUGAAUGCCCUAAAGGACGGACAGGUAUUUACAUCCAUCCUUGAUUUAGAUCAUGAGACCUUAACCUUGACAUUAAAUCUGAAUGCAUCUUUUAUUCUGUGUUCGUAGGACUGCUGUGCCAGCUGGACGACGCCUGCAUCAGCAACCCGUGUCAGAAAGGCUCCAACUGUGACACCAACCCUGUCACUGGAAAUCACUUCUGUACCUGCCCAUCUGGAUACUUUGGAACUUCCUGUGAUCAGGAUAUGGAUGAGUGUUCACUAGGUAAAAAGUUGCACAAGCCAGCACAUUUCAUUUCCCAGAACCUCUCUCUUUAACUGAAAUGCUGUUCAGAUGGCUCACAUAACUGUGCCAGUAAAUGCAGAUGCUGUCUCAGCAGUCAAGUUUUCCUUGUUAGAUCCUUUAAGUACACAGGAUAAAAAUGUCACAACGACUGCCUCUUCAAUCAGGUUCCAACCCCUGUGAGCAUGCAGGCAAGUGUCUGAACACCAAGGGCUCGUUCCAGUGUAAGUGCCAGAAAGGUUAUGUGGGGCCGCGCUGCGAGCUGGACAUCAACGAGUGCUUGUCCAACCCGUGUCUGAAUGAGGCCACCUGUCUGGACCAAAUCGGGGACUUUCACUGUAUCUGCAUGCCAGGUAAGACUUUUUCAGACAGCUUGAACAUCACAGUUAGGAAAGUUAAUACAAUGAUAAGGAGAACAGAGGAAUAGGUUACAUACUUUCACUUUUUCCUCAAGCAUGGUCACUCAAACUUUGUACUUUUACCCUCAAAUGCAGCAGAGACUUUUAUUUUUUAAUCACUUCAGUGUCAUUGUACCUGAAUGUCCUAAUAAAGACUUAAAAUGUACCUUUCAAGUGCAUCUAUUCUCUUCGUCUAGUCUCAUUAUUAGCAGAGUCAUGUAAUUUAUCACAAAAGUCGAUUUUUUUUAAACUCCUUAAAGUGUUAUCAGUGGUCUUUAAAUUGUGAUUAUACAGUUUUUAUCCCAGAUCACGUUACUUGUGUCUUUUUUAAGGGCUUUUCUUCUGGCGUAGUUGUAGUAGUUCCUCAGCAACUCACCUCUGAGUCGUGGGCGGAGACAGCGCUGCUUUGCACACUCUUCUUCAUACUAGCUUGUAGCCUAAAAUUGCCAGUGUAGUAGAAGUGGCAGGUAACAUAGGAGCUAUUCAGCUCUCAGAUACUAGUGUCUUCAGGGACAUGAUGAAAGUUAAUAUCAUAAUUAGCUUUCUUACAAGCAUUGCAAUCAGCUGAUGCAGACGCUUAUUCCGCAAUUGUCCUCUCUACUUUUCUGAGUCGAGCCUGCAUAGCGGGGCUCCGGGGGCGGAGCUUGGAUUUGUGACCUAGAAAACCUCACUGUAUCUGAACCUGCUGUUUGGGUCUGCCAGAGUUUCACAGCGAUUUUAAUGACGAAAUACUCAAAAUGCAAUUUCGCACUUACUUUUCUCAUGAUACGUCCUGUAGUAUCAGAAAAAUGCCAUAUGAACAUGUAGACAACAAGAAAAACAUGAUUUUCAUCGGAGUGGGUCUUAAAGGAAAUUUGCAAAAAGUUUGAAACAAUUCAGGUAAUCAUCCACAGCUGCUAUAAAAUGUAGCAAGUACACAAUGCAGAAAACUGCACUUCCUUAAGUGUCCACUUGAGGCUGGCUUUAAGCACCAGGAAGACCACAGUUCAUCCACAUUAUAAAGCCAAUAUUUGCAGCUAUGUGCAUCCUGGGCCAGCCUCAGUUUGGCCUCUUUGCCAGUUGCCACAUUUCUCUUAGGUCAGGUUUAUAAUUCAUGAUACCACUGCACUCAGGAAGCAGCUCUUCUGCUGCUCUUUCUGUCUUUGUAAAUGCAACUUUAAAGAAAGAAUCAAUGUCAGAAUUCUCUGUAAAACUUGCACAGUUACCUGUACUAUUCCACUGAUUAAUCUGUAAAAAAAAAUAACCCCUAAUUGCUGUCCUCUUGCCUUAAAUAAAGCCACUGUGUAUUAGUUUCAGUCAUUUGAAGCAGCAUAUUCCAGCAGAGGUAAAAUGUUUCUCACUGUGUCUCUGUCUAACAAUCCAAUCCAUCCUCCCUUGCUAAUUGGCCAGGUUACGAAGGGGAUUUCUGCGAGAUCGAUAUAGACGAGUGCGCCAACAUCCCCUGCCUGAACAACGGCAAGUGUAUCGACAAGAUCAACGACUUCCACUGCCAGUGCCCCACAGGUGAGGCUGCUGCACUCCUGCAGAGGAGGGAGCGGGAGGAGAGGGAGGGAGGAGAGGGAGAGAGCGAGCAAGAGGGAGGAGGCGCGGGGCCAGGGGGCACAGAGGUCGAUCACUCUCUCUGCACUUCGCCGUCUCUCUCGUUCAGUCAAACACAAACACACACAAACACUUUUCCUGGACGGGCACUAAUCCCAGCCCUGAGGCAGGCUUACACAGGCCCGGGUAGCCCUGAACGAACGCAGCAGUCGAGAUGGAGAGGGAGAAAAAAAUCUAUAGGGAAAGGCUUGAGGAAGUUAGAACUUUUUAAACAAGUUUAAAUUCCUUAACAAAGUCUGAUGAGUGAGCAGAAACUUGUGGAUGUAACUAACACUCGGGGAGGAAGGGAGAGCUAAUUAUAGCAGACAGGAAAGCUUGCUAAAGUGCUCCUUAAAAUGACUUUUCUGUGAUAUUUUUGAACUCUUGUUUUGCAGAAAUGCCACUGGAGUUACACUACUUAUACAGGAGGUAUUGAUGUUUUGUUCAGGAGAGAAGUAAAGCAACUAUUGAAACUUGUGUAGAGAGAAAAGAAGAAAGCAAGGGAACGAUCUUCAAACUCCCCAAAUCAGUUUUUUGUUUUGCAUUCUUUCGUCAGGAUCAUUGAGGUGGAAGUGAUUUUUUUCUUCUUGGGGGGAAAAAUAGCGAAGCUCAGAGACGGGUGGAUCAAAGGCGGCCUGGGUGGAGAGAGGCAGGAUUCCUCCUGUUGAGAGAGAAAAGAAAGGAAGAAGAAAAGUUAGAAAGAAAGAGAGUCAGAAAAAGGCAAAGAAAGGAGAGACACCCAACAAGGAAGCUUUAGCCUUAAUGGAGCGGGGGUACAAGAGGGAAACAGGAGCUUAACGCCUUAGAGAAGUCUGUGUGUGACAGAGAGAGAGGGUUAUGUGAGGAAGCGGCACAAAGUGGUGGCAGUGAAAGUGUUUUUUUUUUUUUUUUUUUGGUUGGGGGGUGAAGGGAGAAGAGGGGGGUGAGACGCACAGACCGUUAUGUUGAAGCAGGAAGGGAGGGGUAAAAGAAGGGAAGGGGUCUUAACCGCCCUGCUUGAGAUGUAAAUUUGUCCCCGUUGUGAGCCAGGCCUGAGGCGAGGGUCCCCUCUUAUUAUUUCUGUACAUGGAAUAGCCAUGGAAACCCCACUGAGAGCCAUUGAAAUGUCUGAUUCCAGCAGUCUGGGGAUAAAUCCCUCUUUGGCUGCUGAGGUGCAUGAUGGUGUGUAUGUGUGUGUGUGUGCAUGCUUGCAUUUCAGCUUCAACUAUUGUGUGGAUAUGCAUAUGUGUUCAUCUGUGUAAGAAAUUCUUUCACAGAGUUUUUGCUUUUGGCCUCUUUGAUUUCAGUCAGGGGUGUUUUCGUUUUAAUACUGUAACUGAGCUGUGAAGGAACUCAGCUUUAGCUUUAGAAACUGGAAAACAAAGGUUUGUUCCUGCUGCUUGUAGAAUAUUUGUAUACUCUUCUCCCUCUGAGUCCACAAACAACUUCUGAUCAUGAAAAUGAUCCGUGAGGAGUUUGGGUUGGCUCCUCUUACUUUGCUGAUCUAGUCCUGUAAAUGCAGUAUAUUUGUAUAUUUGAAUUAUUCAUUUAUUUAAUUUAUUACAUAUUUACUUACAAUAAAUGAUCAUCUUAUCCAAAAUGAACUAUAAUGUAUGGCAGGUUUAUUUUUAUGAUGAAGAAGGCAGGUGGUUACGAGAUCUAUCUAUCUAUCUAUCUAUCUAUCUAUCUAUCUAUCUAUCUAUCUAUCUAUCUAUCUAUCUAUCUAUCUAUCUAUCUAUCUAUCUAUCUAUCUAUCUAUCUAUCUAUCUAUCUAUCUAUCUAUCUAUCUAUCUAUCUAUCUUUGAGUUAAUAUGACUAUAUAGAUAUAUACAUGAAGAUGUAUACAUAUUUUGAUGUAUACAUGUAGAUUUAUUUAUGUAGAUAUUGAAAUAUAUCUACCUGCACGUAGAUUUAUGCAUAUAGAUUUAGUCAUAUAGAUAUACUGUAUAGAUGUAUGAUUACAGAUAGUCAUAUUUGGUCUCUCCUGGAAAGUUCUACCUCAAUAUUUAUUUGAUUUUUUUUGUGCUGAGAUAUUUCAUCUGAUGUUAUUUGCAGCUAAGUCAGAAAAAACACUGAAUGGCUCCAGUAAAGUCCAGAGGGAGAAAUCAGUUCGGCAGCCAGACACACAAAUACUUCCUCGCCGGAUUAGCUGCUACUGAGUCUUUUUUUAUGAUGUGAAACCACCUGUGUGUUCCUGCUCUGGUGUGGUUGAGGGGCGGAGGGGAAACCUUUAUCUCUUCAUCUAACAACACCCCUCUAUAAGCCCCCGGACUGUACCAUCAUGUGACUGAGGGGGAACCAAAAGAAAAUAUCAGCGAUGAGAAUGAUUUCAAGAAUAAAAGAAAAGCCUGCUGACUGAUUUUGAAUGACAAGGAGGUUGAAUGGUAAAGGGUCAAAGGUCAAGCGGGUUCUUUUUAAAGGGGCGCAGGGAGUAGAGGGGGUUGUGGAGAGGGGGUGAGCGCAAGAUGGGGGAAUGCACAUUGUGAUGGAAAAGUAUUCAGGGACAAAGGAGGCAACGGGCUCAGUUUGGCGUUGCGUUGAGCAGACAGGCCCGCCUUUGUCUCUCACCCCUUGGUCAGGAGGCCUCGCAACUUUCAUUCUUCCCUCAUCUCUUCCCCUCUCCUCCUCCCUCCCCCCCUGCUUGAAACGAAAUGGUCCCCUCACUCUCCUCUUUCCCUUUUGGACUAUAGCUGAAAGAAGUGAAAGGGAAAAUAGAGAGUUUGUAGUGUUGCAGAGUUGUUAAUUAACAUGCAGAUUUCUGAUUUGUCAAGAGCUCUAACAGUUCAGGCUCAAAAUUGUAAGAGGGGCCGGUUUGAAAUGGUGAGAACUCAGUCGCAUUUCUGUACACUCACACACACACAAACACAAACUCCUUCAUGCUCUCAUGCACACAGUAACACCCUCUUGUUGUUUUUCCAGGCUUCACUGGGAUACUUUGCCAGAUAGACAUCGACGAGUGUGCCAGCACACCGUGCAAAAAUGGCGCCAAGUGCACAGACGGACCCAACAAGUACACUUGCGAGUGCACUGAAGGUAUUUGUCUCUUCUUAUUUGUUUGAUUUUCGGACAACACCUUGAGCUGCAGAAAAGAAAACACACUUUAGGACCAAAAAUGAAGAAAAUAUUUUCUUUCAAUUUAGAUUUAUCUCCAUUUAAACCUACAAAAUAGCACAUGAUAUGGGGGCACUAAAGAAGUGGGCAGUGAGGUCCACCCACAACAAAGGAGAGAAACAAUUACAUCAGUGUUGACAAAAACAUCUUCUUCACCAGGUUACUCUGGGAGGCACUGUGAGACAGACAUCAACGAGUGCCACUCAGACCCGUGCCACUACGGGACCUGCAUCGACGGCCUGGCCUCCUUCAGCUGCCACUGCCAUCCUGGAUACACAGGCCGGCUGUGUGAGACCAACAUCAACGAGUGUUUGAGCCAGCCGUGCAGGAAUGGAGGAACCUGCCAGGACCGCGAGAACUCUUACAUCUGCAGCUGCCCCAAGGGAACGACAGGUAACCAGCGCUUCACAUAAACUAAAGACGCAAAGAUGCAUUUUUUACGGUUAUGAAGGAUACUGAUAUCAGUUUUCUGACAGGAAUCAACUGUGAGAUCAACAUUGACGACUGCAAGAGCAAUCCCUGCGACUCUGGAACGUGCAUCGACAAGAUCGAUGGUUACGAGUGCGCCUGUGAGCCUGGCUUCACAGGUAAACAAUGCUGCAGAUGUAAAAGUGGAAACUUUAUUCCUUACUUUGGAGUUUGUGACAUUGAUUAUGAACUGUGGAGAGAAAAAUCAAACUGAGAUUUCAGAUUUCAGAUUUAUAUGCAGGUAAUCUUGCAGAGAUCGAAUCCAGCUUUAAAAAAGGGGAGAACUGUGCUCAUAUAGAUAUCCGUGCUCUUCUGCCUUUACCCAAAUUGAAUCUAAGGCUUUCUUCUGCUUCAAAGCUAAUUUAAAACAAGUUAAACAUGUCCGCUGUCUCAGGUGACCAGUACAAGAAAUGGGUGUUUAAGGUGCAGGAUUAGAGGACUGAUCAUAUACAUGAAGGAGUGUGGGUCUGGAUGGGGAGGGUGACAGAUGGUGAGCGAGCGAGCACACUCCUCUGAGGCUUGACCGGUGUCACUUUCCAGCUCCACCCUGUCCUCAAACCUGCUGCUGCUCGGACGCGCAGGCUGCCUCUGACACAAAGAGGGGACACACACACACUCUCGGGCGCACACGGUCACCUGGGAUUUAGGCAGGAGAAAAGAUUCCCUGAAAGAUUCCUGAAAGUUGAGCUGUUAAAAGCUUGGAAGGCGGCCCCUGCUUUAAAGCUAAAUGGGCUGCCUUUAUGUUAUGCGUGGCACCAGGCUGAAUGGCGUCAACGCUUCAAGUGGCCGACAAAGGGCGACUUAAAACCCCUCAUGUUUCUGGAAAUUGAUACAUUGACUGCACAAAAAUGUAGACUUCAUUGUCAGGUGAUUUUGUCCACGGCAGCAUGAGGUAUCACUUAGAGUUUAAAAUAAUACUUCAAAAAGAGUCCAAAGUGGUCUUGUUGACAGCUGUUAGAGAAAUCCACAUACUUACUCCCAAGAUACGUUACUGUCAAGAGGACACUCUGCUACCUGAUGAUAUACUAAAGUCAUAUGAUUCGUAGACCUUGAUUUUCUCUUCUGGAAAGAUUUGAAAGAGAAGAUUUAAAACAUUUCAUAGGACAUUAAUUGAUAAAUGUGAAAGUAAAUGCUCGUUAGAGGAAUAAGCUGUCAGCAAAAAUCUGACCUGAAAGAACUUAAGUAAACACAGAGAAAAGGGAGCGUUCAUAAAAUAAAGUCUUAAUUUUUUCAGGGACCAUGUGCAACAUCAACAUCGACGAGUGUGCCAUCAACCCCUGCCAUAACGGGGGCACCUGCAUCGAUGGCAUCAACAGCUUCACCUGUGUGUGUCCAGAAGGUUACCAUGACACCACCUGCUUCUCCCAGGUCAACGAAUGCCUCAGCAAUCCCUGCAUCCACGGUCACUGUGAAGACAGGAUCAACGGGUGAGUGUAUUCUUUCACAAUAAUUUCCAUAAUUUUCAUAAUAAGUUAAUCAAUCUGUAGGCUCAACUUAUAAGGAUUUCUUCUCCAGCCCUCGCAUAUGCAGUUGUGAAGCUCUUUUGGUGGCAUUGAUAGUAAUAAUGUACAGAUGGACCCCCACUUCCUCCAAUUAAUUUUCCACUCUCAUCACCUGUUAUGUUAAAUGUAGGAGUCUUUUCAAUCAAACUAGAGCUCCCAAAAAGUUUUUUUUUUAACUUUGUAACAUAGCACUGUUUUCUUCAAAGGCAUGAUCAUGACCUAAUGAGGGAGAAAAGCUUUUAAAAGUGGCUCCACAAGGCUGAUCUCCCUGGAUAUGUAUGCAGCAUGCCUUGCACAGUGAAGUGGUUACUCCCUUCUUCAAACCCUAGCUUAUUUAUGGUAUAUGACACAUUAAACUAUUUCACUCACAGGAUAAAGCUCAUAAAAAUGUAAAAAAAAAGUGUCCUAUACACCAGAUUUUAUGGUAAUUGUUUGUCGUUUGAUUUGGAAAUUUGAGAUGUGCUUCCUUUUUGUAUUUUUUCGAAUAGGCUUAAAACAUUUUGUUAUAGCACUCCACUCAAGGUCCCAUUGCUGCUGUUAAAGAACAGUGAACCCUCUUACACUGGGUGUUUCUAAAGAGACUUAUAACUGAGAUUUUCUGAUUAUUUUCUCCCCGUUAGUUAUAGAUGCUUGUGUGAUUCUGGCUGGAGCGGCAAAAACUGCGACAUCAACAACAACGAGUGUGAAUCCAACCCCUGCAUGAAUGGAGGCACCUGCAAGGACAUGACCAGUGGAUACGUUUGCACCUGCCGCAUGGGCUUCACAGGUCAGUGUUCGUGUCGUGUAGAGGAGAGUGAGUGAUGGCGUUUUGCCUCUUUUUUUCUAAACCACUUGACUGCUGACCUUAAAUCAAAGAGUGAUUGUGAUCGGUUGAUUGUUUUAAUCACAGGUCCGAACUGUCAAACAAACAUCAACGAAUGUGCCUCCAACCCCUGCCUAAACCAGGGGACGUGCAUCGAUGACGUGGCAGGCUACAAGUGCAACUGCAUCCUGCCUUACACCGGUAUGAAAAUAUUACUGGAAAUGUUCGAUACGCACAUUUUUGGCCUGGUGUUCUGGCAUUUCCUGUUCAAGUGUAGUCUCUAUGGCCUGUGUGCUCUAAAGUUUCUGGACAAAGAGGAAAAACGUGCGGCGGAUGGAGUAACUCCCGAGUUAAGUUCAACUGCAAGACUUCCUCAGGGCUCAGAGACACCAAAACCUUUGACUCACUCUGCUCCUCUGAGAUACCCAAACAUCCCUGAAAAGACAGCUGGAAAAUAUUUUCCUGUCAUCUAACUUAUUAUUUGUCAAAACAGAGAAUGAUGGAAAGGCUAAGGGCACAUUUUCUUGGAUUUGUAGAGUUGUCUUUUUGGAAAAAUCCACAAGUCUUUGAAUAAUAAAAAGCUUUUUCUCUGCCGGGGUGGGAACGGGGUGCUUGACACAUUUCCUGUUUGCCUGCUUCCUGUCUCACAGAACAGCAAAUGGCUUCACAAUGGCCGGAAAGUGGAGCCGGCUUCCUGUAUGAGCCCUGUGUUGUGGAAACAGAUAGGGAAAUGUCUCCACAGGUCGCUCACACUGACAGAGCCUGGCGAAAAUCUUCUGAUAGCACUGAUUGAAAGAUGAUUCUGUGUCCAUUUAGUUUGGGUUAUCUCCAAGUUCAUGACUCCUGCAUGAUGUCACCCGGUACAAGAGGUUUUUAAAGAAACUUGGUACGUUGGCAUGCUUUAAUGGAGAUGUCCUUACCUUUUUGUGUUAUAGGAGAGAACUGUGAGACCUUGAUGGCCCCCUGCGGCUCCAAACCCUGUAAACAUGGAGGAGUGUGUCAGGAGUCAGAGGACUAUCAGAGUUUCUCCUGUGUCUGUCCUGAAGGAUGGCAAGGUAAACAUACGGAAAUAACUCAAAGUUCUGCUGCUGAGUCUCCAACAGAGUAAAAAACCUCAAACCCUGAAAUUUUAAAUGUUGCAUGUAAAAUUAACAUUUUUCAGAUAGGUGCUCAUUUAGUUGAGAAGUUUUAUGAAUCAUUUGAAAGGCUUCUGAGGUUUCUCUCCUGGAAAACUUCCAACGCUUGUACAAAAAUGGUUUACAGUUUUUCUCAGUCACUUUGGUGCAUUUUGGUGCAAGUGUAGCUCUAAUUUCAUCAGGGAUUUGUCUUAUGUACUUCACCUCUUCUUCCUCUGACCCUGUUUUGUCCCCUUCCUCUUUCUCCUCACAUUCUCAUCCCUCCUCCACAACGCUGACCUUCCAUAUUUGUGUCACAGAAUUGUAGAAAUGGUACACACUAUGUCCUGCUUGCCAAGUGAGGGUUCGUGGAAUUGUUCAAUUUAGGAGUCAUUUUCAGGAGAAAAAAUUAAGAAGGAAUGUAUGAAAUCAGCUUGACAGAUUUUGACAACUAGUUCAACAUUUUUUUAUGUAAUGACUCAAUCAAUGAAAUGAGGACUAUUAGUUUUACAGGGACUGACUAUUCAGCAUUCAUAAGUAUAGUUUAUUUUGACUGACAUGACAGAAGCAAAUGAUAAUGUUAUAAAACAGCAGAGAAUUGUGUGAAAGUAACUAAUACAUGUCCAAGAGCAUUUGCAAUUUGUUCAGAGUAAUGAGAAACUGCUACAAUGAUGUGCACAAAUGACUCAAUGUUGUGGAGGUUGAACUAAUAGUUAUGAGAACUUUCAUACUGACAUGAGAAAUGCACCAAAGCAACUGAGAAAAACUGUAAAAUGACAAAAAAAAAUAGUAUGCCGGUCCAGUAGGUGGCAAUAAUGUGUGAUCAGUCUUGUCACAUAAAUCACCACAGAGGAACAUUAUGGGCAUGUGGAUGGAGCGUAAUCUUUAGUGAGCCCCCACACUGAGGUGUAAUGAUGAAGAACAGCCAGGUUUCAUUGUAAACAUGCAAUUAAAUCUUGCAGGACCAGACAGACAUAAACCCAUUAUUCUGGAUUAUGGUGCAGCACAUGUAAACAUUUUCCACAUGCAUGUUGAAGGAAGGGCGUCUGUUCCUCAUAACCUCCGUUCUGGUUAACCCUUCAUAUACAGAGAAAAUACAGGUGCAGCUCAAAAAAUUAGAACAUUCUGGAAUAGUCCAUAAUAUAUUUAAUUCAAAAAGUUUCAAAGGCCCGGGUUGCUGCUAUCAGCUCCUUUUGGUGUCUCUCAUUUGUCUCUUGACAAUACUUCAGAGACUGGGGUUCAGGUCUGGGAAGUCAAGCACAGUUAUACUAGGGUCAACAAACCAGCUUCUGGUGGUUUUGGCACUGUGGGCGGGUGCCAGGUCCUGCUACAAAAGGAAAUCUGUAUCUCUGUAAAGCUUCUCAGCAGAUGGAAACAGGAAUUGAGUGAUCAGUGUAGAAUAUGUUGAAGUUUCCCUCAUUGAAUGAAACUGGAAAAAAUCCAAUUUCCUCGCCUGGUUGCUUGGUUUUGUCAUUUCUUUUUAUCUAACCUGGCAGAAUGAUAAAUUGCAGUUACCAAAGUGUGUCAUGCCACCAUUCGAAGAAAGUAUAUACUUAAGUAUCCUCUUCCUUCCUCUUACAGGCCAAACAUGUGAGGUGGAUAUUAAAGAGUGUGUGAAGAAUCCUUGUCGUAACGGAGCGACCUGCCAGAACACUUUGGGCAGUUAUCGCUGCGGCUGCAAGCCGGGAUACACCGGGCGUAACUGUGAAACCAACAUUGAUGACUGCAAACCCAGUAAGUGUUUCUCUUCAUCUGCUUUUAAUCCUUUUGUUUUGUUAAUAAGCUGUGAACAAACUAAGAGUUUCGCAUCUUAAAUCAAAAACUAAGUCAAACGCAUAAUCCUUACUUUUACAGACCCCUGCAGUAACGGGGGCCGCUGUCAGGAUGAGGUGAACGGCUUCCUGUGCACCUGCCUGGCCGGCUUUCGGGGCACAAAGUGUGAGGAGGACAUCAACGAGUGCGAGAGCAACCCGUGUAAGAACGGUGCCAACUGCACCGACUGUGUCAACAGCUACACCUGCACCUGCCCAGCCGGCUUCAGUGGGAUCCACUGUGAAAAUAACACACCUGACUGCACCGAGAGGUACAGAACUAACUGAUCACACAGUCUGACUUUAAAAUCAGGUAGAGUAAAGAGCUCAAGGCAUAAAGGACAAACUAAACACAUUAUUUAAACUAAAGGAGAAGAAAGUUUGUACUUACACAGGAUGAUGAGAGAGGCUUGUUUGAAUACACUUGUUAGAGAGGAGCACAAUUUCCUGCCCACCACUGCCCCCUGUGGUGGAGUAGGUGUACAUUUCUAGGUAUCACAGCAGGCCCAUGAACAGCUGGUGAAGCUACCCAAACUCAAAAUGAGCACAUGCUUGUGGUUGCUCUAUCAUAAUUCUGGUGUCCCUCAUCAGUUUAAGUGAGCUUGAAAAUGAAGUAUGAAAAAAAACAUCUUUAUGAACUUCUUGUGUCAAAAUCAGAUGUGGAUGAUUUUGAUUUAUUAGCUCCUUAUGCUCUCAAUAAAGAGCUGCAGAAGAGUUACCUUCGUUUCCUUCUGCAGUUCAUGUUUCAACGGAGGCACCUGUGUGGACGGCAUCAACGCCUUCACAUGUUUGUGCCCGCCGGGCUUCACCGGGAGCUACUGCCAACAUGACAUCAACGAAUGCGACUCCAAACCCUGCCAGAACGGCGGCACCUGCCAGGACAGCUACGGCACCUAUAAGUGCACCUGCCCGCAUGGAUACACCGGACUCAACUGUCAGGUAGGAGCACAGAGAAGUAGAAGUUUAGGUUGAGUGAGCUUAUAAGGUAGUUACUCUUUCUUUUACAGAUGUGCCUUCAGCUGUUGGUUCCUCUGUUUUUCAGAACUUGGUCCGCUGGUGCGACUCGUCACCCUGUAAGAAUGGAGGGAAGUGCUGGCAGAAAGAAACCACCUACAGCUGCCAGUGUGAGACAGGCUGGACAGGACUUUAUUGUGAUGUUCCCAGUGUUUCCUGUGAGGUGGCAGCUAAACAGAGAGGUAUGAUGAGGGUAUCCGGGUUUAAAAACCUCUUUUGUGUUAGUUUGUGUGUGUGCAUUUCACUUUGCUUUAAAAACUACUGAAUCCCCUCCUCCCGUUUCCCUUUGUGCAGGAGUCGAUGUCGCCCAUUUGUGCCGCAACUCUGGUCAGUGUCUGGAUGCUGGAAAUAUUCACUACUGCCACUGCCAGAUCGGCUAUACAGGAAGUUACUGUGAGGCGCAGGUGGAUGAAUGCACCCCUAACCCCUGCCAGAAUGGAGCCACCUGUACUGACUUCUUAGGUGGAUACUCCUGCAAGGUAACAAAACUGAGCAAUUCAUGGUUGGAAAUUUUAAGAAAAUAAAAAUACAGGUUCAGAAAUCGUUUGUCGUAGUCUUUUUAAGUUAUACACAUCAGAACGCAUCGUGUCUAAACAGUUCACUGUAUCAAAUUGAGGCAAAUGAAAGACCAAUAAGAAGUCACAUUUGUUAAAGCCUCUUCUGGACAAAGUGAGACCUUUCAUAUCUGCAGAUCUGACCUGCAUACUGUAUGUGUAAGUCAUACUUACGAUGGAAAUUUCAUCCAGCUGUCUCCAAACAGCCAAAGAAUUUAUAAUCUUAGCUGAUUUCUAAAGCCUGCCCUUAGAAAAGCUUUUGAAACACAUAUAACUCAACAACACGAGACUACGAAAAAUCCAGCUUUUAAACAGAUGUCAUGAUUCAGGAUGUAUGUAUUAUAAUAUAAAACACUGUUAAACAGAAAUCAGCAUAGUUAUGAGGAUUUUAAAAUUUGGUUUUAGCUGCAAAAAAUGUCUUAAACCCGACCUUAAUUGGCAUUUUAAAGCCCUGUUUACAUCUCCUGAUGUAUCAAACUUCUUUACAUGCAUGUAAAAAACAUCUCUACUCUCUAUUUUUGAUAUAUUAAUUAGUAACGAUGCCUCGACACACAGAAGGCAGCCUGUUAGAUGUUACAACAGCAGACAGGCCUGUUUAUAAAUAGAAAACAAACAGCUUGUUUGAGUUAAUCUCCCCUGGAAUAAGAGAUCUGCUGGCCUUGGCAGGACGGAGACCAGAAAACAGCCAGGUAAACAGAAACCAUCUUUGUUUCAUGUCAUUGAUUAAACGUUCCCCUCUCUCUCUCUAUCCUCUUCUUUUCUUUUCUUCCUCUCCCUCUUCUUCUGCAUCUUCUUACUCCUCUCAGUGCAUGCCAGGAUACGUGGGGACCAACUGCUCUGACGAGAUCAAUGAAUGCCUCUCUCAGCCGUGCCAGAACGGGGGCACCUGCAUUGACCUGAUCAAUACCUACAAAUGCUCCUGUCCCCGGGGAACCCAAGGUCAGCAGACCCCACGCACACUCCUCCACACUGCUCUGCCUCUCCGUCCUCUCCUCCUUGUCUCCACGCUUCAUUAAUUAGGGCUUAACAGCAGCCAGGGCAUGUCUGAAAACUCCUCCUCCAGUCCGGUCUCCAUCCCUCCCUCUACCUGUCAAAUACACCAUUGAUUUUUCUCUCACACAUGAAGGGAGUGUGUGUGUAGGUCAGCCCAGAGUGCCAGAAGAGUUAGCGGUAUCCUGAAAGCAAACAUGUUGAUGGAGGUGUUUUAAUCAAGAGAUGAGGAAAGUUAUUAAAUGUCAGAAGUUAGCGAAAUAUUAUCCUUAAAUGUCCUUGAAUGCUAAUACUGCUGGAAACUUAUUUUACUCACUCAAAAAUGAACAAAUACGCCUGUUUUGUGUUGACUUUAGAUCAACUUAGACAAAAAGGUGGAUCUGAGGCAGGUGUGAAGCUGCCAUCCAUCCAUCCGUCCAAAAUCUCAGCUGUGUCCUUAAUCAUGCAAAUAUACAAAAGGGUCACUCCUUAAGAGACAUUGUCAAAUCUCUACUUAUGUGCUGCAAGAAUUUGCAUUUUGAAUCGGGACUUUAAGGGUUUCUUUGGUUUUUCAGUCAGCAUUUAGUGGACACUCAAAGAACUGCAGUUUUUUUUACACUUCUGUGUCAGCCAGAGUUUACUGCUUUUUCUGGAAACACCAACGUUUUCUAUCUCUGUAAAUUUUAGUUUUUUAGCUCUUGUAGAAUUGUUACAGCUGCAUAAUAACCUGCUCAUCCAAUCACCAAACACAACUUUGGUUUUGUGCUCAUCUUACUGUUUCUAAAUCCAAAUAGUCAAAGGUAAAAAAAACAUUUUUAAUCCAAGUGGCCUGGGGAUUUGAUUUUGUAAAUGUUAUUUUUAUCAAGUUUAACACAAUUUACAUUUUUUUUUAAUAAAUUAAAACUUGUGCAGAAGCAAAACACCGGUUUACGCAGUUUUGAGAGAGGAGAAACUAAAAGAUGAGCCCCAAUUCUGCAGUUAUGCCGAGACAAAAACAGUUAUGUAAUUGCAAAUAGUAAUCUUUCCCAGUGACCUUACCAGAUUGUAAUGUAUUAGGUAGCCACAAGAAAGACAACAUUUUGGGGAAUUAUGAAGCUAUUCCUGUCUUAUUUGCGGCUUCAGGUCACACAUUCAUAAUUAGAUCCCUUUGCUUCACAUUUAAAGGUCAAUAUACGUGGUCAGUGAGAGUUUUUCUGGGAAGUGUGGGAUUACCUUGUCAAGUUAAAAAACAUACAUUUAAAGCAGAUCAGUCAUUUAAUCAGGAGCCCCAUGCAGAGGCUAUAAUUUUCUGCUCUAUCCAUUGUCCUGUCUCCUUAAAAAAAGGCAUGAAAGGCCUCUAAACACCAUUGAUACAAAAACAGAAAACAUAUUAUUCAUUAAAAUAGUAUAAUUUCAACUCAUAUUACAAAGUUUACCUUGUGAUGCUUAAACACUAAGGAGCAAAAACGUCUCUUUAUCCACUUAAACUUCUUGUCCUCGUGUCUUGAAGGUGUUCACUGUGAAAUCAACAUUGACGACUGCACCCCCUUCACCGAUCCAGUCACCAGUGAGCCAAAGUGUUUCAACAAAGGGAAGUGUGUGGAUCGAGUUGGAGGCUACCACUGCAUCUGCCCGGCCGGAUACGUGGGGGAGCGCUGUGAGGGAGACGUCAACGAGUGUCUGUCCAACCCCUGUGACCCACGUGGCACCCACAGCUGCAUCCAGCUCACCAACAACUACCGCUGCGAGUGUCGCACCGGAUACACAGGUAAACAGACGGUCAGGAAGGAACGCCUUAAGAAGUUUGAUAAAGUUUGUUUUGGUGUCUGUGUCUCCUCUGAGUUUGACUUGAGUGCAGAUUAACUUUGUGACAGAUUAACUCAUUUUAACUGUUUUAGGACUGAAACUGUUUUUCAUUACUCCUGCCUUAGGAAGUUCUUCUUUAAAUUUCUUUUUAAUGUUUUGUCCUUAAGUAAAAGAUUUGUGCUUUCCUCAGUUGUAACAUUCAGCUCUCACAGAUCUUAGCGCACUUUGUGAAACGUGAAAAUAGAUGAUGAAUGGAUGAAAGAAACAAUGUUCAUCUCUGAAUGUAAAAAGUCAAACCUGUAGUUAUAUGUGAGUUUAUUUUGCAAAAAUGAGAUAAAAUCAUUUGUAUAUUUCACGUCUUACUCAUCUGCAGGUCAGCGCUGUGACACAGUGUUUGAUGGCUGUAAGGGAAAACCGUGUCGUAACGGAGGGACCUGUGCUGUUGCCAGUAACACCCCACAUGGCUUCAUCUGUAAAUGUCCUCCUGUGAGUACCAACACAUCACGGGAUAUUUUGAUAGCUUGAUUUCACUCUAACAUGAUGGAAAACCUGACUUCCAAACACUAAAUAAAUGUGACCCUCAAUCAAAAUUAUCCUAGAAGAAAAUGUAAAAAUUGUGGAGACCAGAUAUUUGACUCCACAGUGAAGACGGGAAGUCCUCACAAUAAAAAGAUGUAAACAUACAGUAUUUUCCAUUUGUGAUAAAUACAAGUAAACAUACCCAUAAGCAAGAAGUAGCAAUUAAUUUAACCCAUUGCCUAAAAUCCUCAUUUUUUGUGGUUGAAAAUAAAUACAGAUCCAUUUCUAAUAUAAAUGAAAUUAACCAGAAGAACAGCAAGUUUAAAAUGUAUGGUUUUCUUUCUUUCAGGGCUUCACUGGCUCCACGUGUGAGUAUGAUGCCCAGGCCUGCGGCAGCCUACACUGUCGCAACGGAGGCACCUGCAUCUCUGGCCACAAGCGUCCCACAUGUCUGUGCACUGCGUCCUUCACUGGACCCGAAUGCCAGUUUCCCACCGACAGCCCCUGUAACUCCAACCCCUGCUACAACGGCGGCACAUGCGAAUACACCUCUGAGGCUCCGUUCUACCGCUGCGUCUGCCCCACAAACUUCAACGGCCUCCGCUGCCACAUCCUCGAUUACAAUUUCCAGGGAGGAUUUGGCACCAGCAUCACACCGCCGCCCACAACGGAGUUGGAGGUCUCCUGUGACAUCCCGCUGUGCGAAGAAGCAAAGCACAACAAGGUCUGCGACGUGCUCUGUAAUAACCAUGCGUGCGGCUGGGACAACGGCGACUGCUCGCUCAACUUUAACGAUCCGUGGAAGAACUGCUCGGCCUCGCUCCAGUGCUGGAGAUACUUCAACAACGGGAAGUGCGAUUCACAGUGUGACAAUGUUGGGUGUCUUUAUGAUGGAUUUGACUGCCAGAAUCUGGAAAGAGAGUGCAAGUAAGUGGAGCAGAUAUUUUUUCCUUUUAGAUUUUAUUUCUAAGUCCUGAAAAAUUCCUAAAAAAAACUGUCUCCUUUUUAGAGCAGGGGACAUGGUUUCCAUGAUUUCCAAUAAGAGUGUUAUUUUUAGACAUAACCACGGGACAGCUUUCAAAUUUAAACAUUUAAAUCCUUUAGCUCUAACUCAACCUUCUUUUCUUCAGUCCUCUGUACGAUCAGUACUGCAAGGACCACUAUGCCGAUCGCCACUGUGACCAGGGCUGCAACAACGCUGAAUGCGGUUGGGACGGCUUGGACUGUGCCAAUAGCAUGCCAGAAAAGCUCGCCCUGGGUCAGCUGGUCGUGGUGGUGCACAUCACCCCUGAGCACCUCCUUAACAACUCCUUUGGCUUCCUGCGAGAGCUCAGCCGCGUCCUCCGCACCAACGUCAUCUUCAGGAGGGACACUAAAGGCGAGACGAUGGUUUACCCAUACUACGGUAACGAACAUGAGCUGAAGAAGUAUGUCGUGAAGCGUUCAGUGGAUACGUGGUCAGAGGUUCCUGUAAAGGUGCUGAAUGUGAUGAAGAGGAGCCUGUAUGGUGUGUCCAGCAGGACCAAGAGGAUGAAGAGGGAGCUGGAUCACCUGCAGAUCAAAGGGUGAGCAAGGAUGCAAACGUGUCUACAAAAGUCUACAUGAGUCUAAUUACUGUACAAAAGACAAUAACAUGUCUGGCCUCUCUCUACAGAUCAGUGGUUCACUUGGAGGUGGACAAUCGUCAGUGCUUCCAGCAGUCCACUGAGUGUUUCCAGAGCACCAACGAUGCUGCAGCUUUCCUCGGAGCUUUGGCCUCCAGUGGAAAACUGGAUGUUCCCUACACCAUUGAAGCUGUUUUCAGUGAGUACAUCUCAUUUAGUUCUUCAUGAAGCAGAGAAAAUAUCACACUUAGACUGCUUGGUGCUGCUUUUACUUAAGAAAUAUCUACAACAUAUUUAUUUCUUCUAUUUUGUUGAGAUGAGGGACAUUAUACAAGCAUUAGACAUAAAUAUGACAGAAAUCAGUUGCAGCAGUUAUAGUUUGAAACACAGUGUCCAGAUUUCUCCCUCUGCAGGACCAUAAAGGACUUCAACUUUCGGAGUGUGUUGGAAACAGUUUUUCAGCCAUUAGAGGAAAAAAGUUUAUUUGAAAGUUUAGGGACUAAUCUCAAAAACAAUUUGAAUUUAAAAUGGUCUUAAGAAGUCUGACUCGACUAGGUCAUAGAUUUUAGAUGGUGCUAAAUUCUAGACCGAGGCAUGACUGAAUACGUUAUUAAAUCUAGUUGCUUUAUGAUUAUUCUUUUUUGUGGAGUUGCUUAUUCCUGAGAGAAUCUUGGGCGUAUAGAGUAUCUUUGAGCAGAAGAAAGAAGGAAGAGAAAAAUGCUGGUUUAAAAAAAUUUGGAAUAGCGGACAGAGUGACUAGAAAUAUAUAGAAUAGAAUAUUCCUUUAUUGAUCCCCCAUGGGGGAAAUUUUUUAUAAAUAUCUAUAUAAAUAUAUAUAGAAGAGCCUUUUGAUUUGGAAUACAGAGCUAAAUGUGCUGCUCAAAUGUGGUAGAAUUAACUUUGAAAAUUGUGCUACAGCCCUGUUUUGUUGUGUUUGUGGGAUCUGCAUGGUUUCAAAUAAGUAGACUAAAACACGUUGAACUGCUGGUAUGAUCCUCGAAGGCCUCUCUAUAGUGUCCACACAUAUGUUCUUAUACUCAAGCGGAUACGACACGUGCUCCUCCGCACAUUCAAAGCACUCGCCGCGCCCUCUGCUCAGGUCCUAACCCUGGCACUCUUUGAUUGUGUAUUUGUUAUUCAGCGGUGAACAAAUGCAAUUGUGAAUCUCAUGGCCUAAACAAUCAAUCCUUCCUUCAGUGUGUAAAUCCACUGGCUUCAGGCUCCAAAAUGGUUAAUUGCUGCAAAUCAACUCAUCCUACCCCCUGCUCACACAAUACAAGUCUCAGUGUCUGUGUCUGUCUCAUUGCCUCUCACACUCAUGUACACAUAUACGUCCACAGAUGAAACACACACACAUGCACACACUCACACUUCAUCCCACAGUGUGAGGGGCUGCUGCAACCUUCACCUCGCUGAAUGUAAUACCAGGACUUAAUGCAUCUCUGAGGGUUUAGGUUGGGGGAGUUUAUCAUUUCAAAAUCGUUAGUGGAAAAAAAAGAGAAGGGGUAAAAUUGAUCGGGAGUGUGCUAGAAGUUGGGAGUCUUUGUUAUCUUGAAAAUCCUAAUAAAUCCUUCGUCUUUACAGCUUAAAGCGCGUGCAGUAAUUUGAAGUUCAUUAAUCCCCCUCCUUUUUUUCUCUUAAAGAAGAAAUGGUAAAGUUGUCUCUUGGUACCCUGGGUUGAAAAGGGAGAGAGGAGGUGGUGGUGUUCUUUUUUUUUACCCCUUUUUUCUUUUUUUCCUUUUUUAUCAAGCCCCAUCCCUUUUUUCCCUUUUUUGAUGAAAAGUGGUUAGCAAUUCUGAUUAUUACAGAAUAGAUAGUAGAAGCUAGCUUUACAAACGCUGAGGACCCUCAGUCAGUUCCUGGCGCUCGCUGCUGGUUGCGGAGUAUUUUGAGUGGGAACGCCGGGGCGAAGAAGAGCCAGACUAGCUCCACUCGAGCACUCAGGCUGAUCCUGGGUGUCCCGGUCUGUCCUCUUGUCAGUCCACACCUGUUCCUCGGCGCCCGUCUUGACCAUGCUGUCCAUUUUCCUACCAGGCGGCGUGGACCCCCAGCCUACACAAGACCUCUACUUAAUCUACCUGGUCCUGGGCGGCGUAGGGAUACUGGCCUUCCUCGGAGUCGGGAUGGUGGCUGCCCGAAAGCGCCGCCACGAGCAUGGGCGCCUCUGGCUCCCCGAAGGCUUCAAAACCACAGAGACCAGCAAGAAGAAGAGACGCGAGCCAGUCGGGGAGGAUUCGGUGGGAUUAAAGUAAGUUUGCGUUUAUUCUCCAGUGGCGCUCCGUGUGACAUGGAGUACCUGAUUGUGUGCUGGUCAGGUGAGGGGCUAGUUCUGUGGGACCAAAUGGGUGUAACUGGUGAUGAGUCAAAUUUAGGGAAAGGGGGGUUAGCCUGGAUCAUUAAUGAUAAUGAUAUAGCGGGUUAAGGUGUGCAUUAAUUGACUUGCUGGGGCAGAGGGGUGGGGUGUGUAUUGAAUCAAUGCUUUUGUUUUUCGGCAUCGCUGCACCAUUAAUGGUGAGUGGCUCAGAUGAGAUGGAAGCAGCAGUGUGCAAAGAUUUUUACCGGGUUUUCUGCAUCAUCACAGGCCACUGAAAAAUACCUCCGAUAUUUCACUCAUGGAUGAUGCUCAGAACGAUUGGGAAGAGGAUGAACCUUCAGACGCUAAACGCUUCAGGGUAAGAAAACAGAAAUAUUAGACACUAAUUUAGCUUUUUCAGAUUUUUUUUCAGCUUAUGACACCAAUGUCCACAAUUUUAAAACUUCAAAUCUGAGUAUGAUUUUAUUUGACAUUUAAAUGCCUUUUGAUUAUUUUAAAAUUGAUGUGAUUUAAACUCAAGUCUCCCAAACAUGAUCCCAGCAGUUUGACGAGCAGGCUAUCCUGGAGGUGGACGGCCAGACGGACCACCGGCAGUGGACACAGCAGCACCUGGAUGCCGCCGACCUGCGCAUCCCAUCCAUUGCUCCUACACCCCCUCAGGGCGAGAUUGAGAACGACUGCAUGGAUGUCAACGUCCGGGGACCAGGUGGGUUACUGAGCUCUCAAUUUCUCCCAAAUCUGCGGUGAGCUUUGACCAGCUUGCCGGUAGAAUCAUUACUAUGUAUUUUUGUUUUCUCUUGUUUGUAAAUUUAUUGUCAAAUAUUAACCUGAUAUUUUCAGAAUUUUUCAUUUUACGGAUUUCUGUCAGCCUUUCUCUCACUGAAAAAUAUAAAUUAAAUCAGUUUUCCAUUUUUGAACUAUUUAGGAUGAUAAAAAGGUGAAGAACUUGUAUUUCUGUUUCACAAAAUUAGCUCUGUUAUUUCUGACUCAUUGGACCUGGACUGUUUUGUGAAAUGUAUAAUAAUUUAUUUUUUUUAAGCCUCUUAAACAGCCCAAAUUAAACCAUUAGACAAUAAAACCACCUUUUCCCAAGUACAGCUCUGAACUAAUAAGGACACAAUCAUACGUCUUAAGCAGUUUGUGAGCCGGGGUUCAUGCUUAAAAAAGGACAAGUACAAUAUAAAUUGUGUGAGUGAGGCCUUUCUUGCUGUGUGUGUGUGUGUGUGUGUGUGUGUGUGUGUGCUGAUGCUGAUAUUUUCUGAUUAAAUGAAUGGGCAUGACUGUGUUAAUUUGGAUUCAUUUCUGCCCUCUUUGAGUUUCACAUUUCUAGUGUGUGUGUGUGUGUGUGUGUGUAAGUGAGUGUAAUCACGGAUGUAGGAGUUGCUAAAGCCUCAUGUCCUCAGGGUAAAGGAUCUUCUUCAAAGCAGCCGGCUGGAAGCCCUGCGCCUGGGGGGAAACACUGAUUCCUGAUCAGAUUAAUCAUUUGACCAGUAAUGGGCCUCUGUUUCUUUUUUUCUAUUCCACAUUAUAAAAACCGAUGAAGGCAUCAGAUGCAAAAACCCAAUUUUGUUGUAAGUGCCAAAUUCCCUGAGGAAAAGCAGUGAAAAAUCAAAGCAACAGAGUUAACAACUUGAGAGCACACUUUUUCCCCCCGUUGUGGAUCGAUGCACUUGAAUCGACCAAAUCUGCCAGAUCUGGGGCUUGGUAUCCUUUUGAAGAGGAGAAAAACCCGUUCAAGUCGGCUGAGUGAGCUGCGUCUCACAGUCAGAUAUUAAUGCUUCGUUUUUGCAGCAGCCUAGCUUUAGCGAGCCCGGGCCUCUAUCCCCCCUAGCUUCGCUUUCCUUCUGAAGCUUCUCCUGUGCGGAGGCCUGGAUCAGAAUCUGUUAUCGAAGGGAGAGAUCUUCAGUGAAUCAACCAAGGGGAAAACUAUCAAGUUCACAUUCGAUUUGUUUGUUGCUUUGUUUUGAUCGGCCUGCUGCUUUGAAGUGUAGGGGCCUGUUUCUCUGCAUCAGCUCCUGCGCUGACCAUGUAGUGUGAUUCCUCUUCUUAUAUCCUCCUCUUUCUCACUUCUCUUCGUCCAGACGGAUUCACACCGCUCAUGAUCGCAUCCUGCAGUGGGGGAGGUUUGGAGACGGGCAACAGCGAAGAAGAGGAGGAUGCCUCUGCUAAUGUGAUUAACGACUUCAUCUACCAGGGCGCCAACCUUCACAACCAGACUGAUCGCACGGGUGAAACUGCUCUGCACCUGGCUGCCCGUUAUGCUCGCUCUGAUGCCGCCAAACGCCUGCUGGAGGCGAGCGCUGAUGCUAACAUCCAGGACAACAUGGGACGGACACCUUUACAUGCUGCAGUGGCUGCUGAUGCCCAGGGGGUCUUCCAGGUGAGCUCAGUUAUGCACAAUGUAUUUUUAACUCCCACCAUAGUGUUUUGGUUGAAGAUCCACCGCAAAAUAAUUUAAAUAAAAAUGAUCAACCACAGUCAUGAUUUUUAAAGUAAUGUUUUAUUGGAAUAUCGAGUUAGACUUUUACAUUUCUCUUCCAGAUUUAGCUGUAGAUUUAUCGGUUUGUGCAAUACGCAAGCUCAGAAAUAUAACCCCCCAAAAAGUUGCAAUGCUGUGCCUGUGUUCUUUUUAAAUAGUGAAAAGACAACAUAUCAAAUUGAAAAAAUUGUUGGUUUGUAUGAAAUUUACGCUAAUUUGAUCCAAGCAUCACAAAUUUUUAAAAGGUACAAACAGGGACAAUAAAAUACUGAAAGAAUUGAGUGCAGACCUCCGCCAAGCAGCUCAUGUCCCCCCUUAUAUUGUGAUUCACAGCAAAACUUUUACUGUUACGUGUCUUUUAUUAACUUUUAUUUGUGUUUAAACUGGUAUGUUCACUGUUCAUAAUGUUCCUAAAACAAGUAAUGCCCUGACCCGGAUUCGAACCCAGGACCUUCUUGCUCUUAGGCGGCAGUGAUAACCACUACACCACUGUGCCGCCUAUCUACACCACUGUGCCGCCCAUUGAUUAUCUUUCAGCAUUGAAAAUUCCAACGACACCCUUAUUUUUGUGUGUUCUGGAUCACAGUAUCCAGAAUUUUGUCUGGAUCAGGAUCAACCUUUGACACCUCAUAAACUCAUUUAGAUCCUUUUGUGUCAUUUUUUACUAAAGACUCUGGACAUUUUUAUAGAGUUAAAUGCAAAAAUUCCAAAAUUUGCCCGAUCUCACAAUGAUAAAGAAUCCUUCAAAAAAUUCCUGGAUCCAAAAGGCGAUCCGGAUCACCACCAAAAUGUAAUGGGAUCCUCCUGGGGCUGAGACGCACCUCUGGUGAAAAUUUCAGGUCAAUCCGUUUGUAACUUUCUCCGUCAAGUUGGUCACAGACAAACAAACAAACAAACCAACAAACCAGUGCUACAGAAAACAUAACCUCCUUGGCGGAGGUAAUAACAUUAAUCUUAACAGGUUAGUAACAUGACAGGGUCCUCCAGAGCGUAAUAAUGCAAAACUAUUAGGGAUUUCACCAUCCAUGGCACAUGAUAUCAUUAAAAGAAUCUAAAAAGCUGAAUACUGUCAUGGAAAUCACUACAUGGGUUUAAAAUCACUUCCAAAAGCCAAAGUAUGUCAACAUUUGUCACUAGAACCACAAAGACGAUCUUUGUAUGUAUAAAUGCAGAACAGAGGUAAAAAGGUUUGAUACACAUCACUAAUCAGUAAAAGUGAACCUGUGUAGUAAAGAUCAGGUAACUGUAUUCAGAUUCAGGAUACAGUUAAAGUAAAGCUAAUGUAUGUCUUUCCAGAUUCUGAUAAGAAACCGUGCCACAGAUUUGGAUGCCCGCAUGCAUGAUGGCACUACACCCCUGAUUCUGGCUGCCAGACUGGCAGUGGAGGGCAUGGUGGAGGAGCUCAUUAACUGCCACGCUGAUGUCAAUGCCAUUGAUGAUUUUGGUAACUCUUGAUUUUUAAGCACAACGUAGACAAAUGCAGAAAAGGACAAUGUCAUAGCCCUUUUCUAGGGAAAUCUUAGGAUCUGAUUGACCUGCUUUUGUCUCUUCAGGUAAAUCAGCUCUGCACUGGGCUGCAGCUGUGAAUAAUGUGGAGGCUGCUAUUGUUCUCCUUAAGAACAGUGCCAACAAGGACAUGCAAAACAACAAGGUAAAAAAAAAAAAAGCUUUCUUCUCUUCUCCCUUUCACAUCUCUCCAAAACAACUUCCUUAACUCUCCUGUCUCCUCUUUGUCUACUCCAGGAGGAAACCCCUCUGUUCCUGGCUGCCAGGGAAGGAAGCUAUGAGACUGCAAAGGUCUUACUGGACCACUUUGCAAACAGAGAGAUAACAGACCACAUGGACCGGCUCCCCAGAGACAUUGCACAGGAGAGAAUGCAUCACGACAUAGUGCGGCUAAUGGACGAGUACAACCUGGUUCGGAGUCCUCAUAUGCAUGGGGGAUCUCUCAGCACCACCCUGUCCCCUCCUCUCUGCUCGCCUAAUGGCUACCUGAGCGGCAUGAAGCAGCCGCAGCCUCAAGGCCAAGGCCAGGGCAAAAAGGCCCGCAAGCCCAGCGCCAAGGGGAUCGGCUGCAAGGAGGGCAAAGACAUGAAGGUGAAGAAGAAGAAUUCACAGGAUGGGAAGUCUGGGAACCUCCUGGACAGCUCAGCAGUUCUGUCACCAGUGGACUCGUUGGAGUCUCCACAUGGAUAUGUUUCUGAUGUGGCCUCCCCACCCAUGAUGACAUCACCUUUCCAGCAGUCGCCUUCUGUUGCCCUUAACCACCUGCAGGGGAUGUCGGACCCCCACCUCUCUGUCAACCACAUGGUGAUGCCAAACAAGCAGGAGCUGGCUCGGAUGCAGUUUGACCCCCUGCCUCCUCGUCUCACACAUCUCCCUGUGUCUGGUUCCGGCAGCCAGGGCGCCAUGAACGGCCAGUGUGAUUGGCUGUCCAGGAUACAUGGCAACAUGAGCCAGCCUGGACAGUUCAACCCCAUAAGAGGAGCUCCUGGAGGUCAGGGGGGUUUGCACCAGGGGGGUCAGCACGCCAUGAUGACCGCCCUCCAUAACGGCCACCCCUCCACCAGCCUGUCUCAGAUGAUGAACUACCAGGGGAUCCAGAGCAGCAGAAUGCCUCCACAAAAUCACAUCAUGCAGCAGCAGCAGCAAGCCCAGCAGAUGCAGCAAAUCCAGAACCUGCAGCAGCUCCAACAGCAGCAGCAACAGCAGAACAUCCAGCUUCAGCACCAGAACUCCAACACCACCAGCAGCCAGAACUUCAUCAGUGGAGAGCUCAGUUCUCCAGAGCUCCAGCAGGGCGGGGGUGGCAGCUCCAGCAUGCCCAUCCACACCAUCCUGCCACAGGAGACCCAAAUCAUGCCCUCUUCUAUCAACCAAUCAAUGCCCAGCACUCAGUUCCUCACCCCGCCCUCCCAGCACAGCUACUCCGGCCCCAUGGACAACACCCCCAACCACCAGGUUCAGGUGCCUGACCAUCCCUUUCUGACCCCCUCCCCAGGCUCCCCGGAUCAGUGGUCAAGUUCAUCACCUCAUUCCAACAUGUCUGACUGGUCAGAGGGUAUCUCAAGUCCACCCACGAGCAUGCAAUCUCAGAUCGGACACAUACCUGAACAGUUCAAAUAAACACUUGUGUCUUCAUGCCCAGAUGAGCUGCUGUAUAUUUUUUUUAUUAAAAAAAAGGCACUCUGUAAAAAAAAAAAUAGAAAAAGAGCAAAGCUGUAAACCCAACUUUUUUAUAUGCUUUUAUACUAACAGCUACACCUGUGUUUCAUCCAUUCUUUUUAUUUAUUAAUGCCUUAUUUAUAUGCAUUGCCUGCUUACAGAAAUUUCGGGGAUCCAUGGUGCUGGGUCAUACGCAGGACAGAGACAGUCCUUAGAGACUCCUUUUCUUUUUUCAUUUAGUGUUUCUUUUCUGCAGUGAAGCCUCAGCAUACACACUGGGUAUUUAUUUCCCUAAGGACUUUUUAGUGUUUUCCUUUUUUCCUAUGAUUUCUCCAUCUUUGUUUAUACUUCAUUUUUGUUUUUUGUAUAAUCUUGUUUAUAAAAACUUGUGAUUAUGGGGCAUUGUAUUGAGCAACUUUCUCAGUGUUAUUCCAGUAUGUUGUAAUUAUGGAGAAUUUUCCAGUCUGUUUAUACACAGUCCUGAAUGAUGACUGAACUGAAAAGCUAUUUCAUGCACAUGCAGGAGCCACACUGUCCCCUUCUUAAAUACCUUGUGAAUCUUAAUUACACUCACCAGAGUCGUGUACAUUUCUUGAAUCAGUGGGUCAACUUUCUGUUGUACCUCUAGAUCUGAUCACCUUCAUACUUAAGAAAUGUGGUGCAGAUGAUGUACAGUAUAUGCCCAUCUUGGAGAUUGGCAGUUAGUGCAGGCUUGAUUGAUCUGUUAGUCCUGUGUUGUUGGAGAAACCGGCCAGUCGGCCAAAGUGUUUGUUAUUUAGAGGGAAAAGGAAAACUGCAUUUCCCCUCUCCCUCCUAUUAGUUUGAGCCUAUGGCUGUGUUUUCCCUUUUGUAAAUAUGUUAUGCAUUUCCCUUGUAAGCAGGAUUUUGUUUAAGAAAUCUGAUGUCUUAAGCAUGCAAUUUUGAUAGAUCUCACACCAGUCAACAGCCUCUACAUGUCAGACAGAACAGAAUAUAUAUUUUGUAUUUCACUGUCCCUAAUGCAUAUAUAAAUUUGAACUAUAUUCGAAUAAAAACAAUAUAUUGAUAAAGAUGUUUUCUCAUAAAAAGGGAAAAUGCAUUUUAUAAAUUCCUAUUUAUUUACUGUUCUGUGUCACAUAAAAUAGUCAGAGGCGAUCAUUUGUGCAUAUUAUAAAAUGUUUUCAUUGAACAUUGGACAAAGAAAAGGGUUGGCUAAUUUCUCAGUUGUCUGCUUGAAUGUUUUGUGAGACUCGCCCUGGUAGAGUUUGCAAAAUGUCAUUGUUUUAAAAAGUUAUUAGGUUGUAGUGAAAUUGUAAUACCUGCAAUAUGCUUCCUUCCUCUUAUAAAGUUAUAAUUUGCAAGAAAUGUACUUUCCCUUUUCAUUUUCAAUCUGUAAAAAUGUUUCUUGUUAUAAUAAAUGACACGUAUGUGUCUUAAACUUAUAAGAAA